Molecule: messenger RNA, 3137 nt
Organism: Centruroides sculpturatus (bark scorpion)
Lineage: Eukaryota; Metazoa; Arthropoda; Arachnida; Scorpiones; Buthidae
Product: NADP-dependent malic enzyme-like
Exons: 14
Coding region: 363-2066 (567 amino acids)
Biological process (GO): malate metabolic process; pyruvate metabolic process
Cellular component (GO): mitochondrion
Molecular function (GO): malate dehydrogenase (decarboxylating) (NAD+) activity; NAD binding; malate dehydrogenase (decarboxylating) (NADP+) activity
Source: RefSeq, a predicted model, not a curated record
AACUGUGGAAGCAAAGUAUUAACUCAAGGUCUUUUAACUCAUUGUGCCUUAGAGGUGUACCAAUUUGUUAUUUGUAAGCCGCAUACUACUAAUGUGAUACUGUAAUUUACUUGUUAUACCUGUAUAGAAGCUUAUUUAUUUGUUUCUAGUGUUCAAAACACUAGAAAAAAAAUAUUUUUAUACGUCCAUCAUUUGAAAAGUCAAAGGUGGAAAGUAUCGAAGUGAUCAGCUGUUUUCGCAAGGAGUGUCGGGUAUAAUUCCUGCUUUAAUAACCUUUUACUUCCUUCAAACUGGCUCAUUUCGCUAAGUACUGCAGGAGACUUUCCUGCAGGGUUCACUGGAAACCGGGUGGCUUAAUAGUUAUGGGAGGAAACAAUCAAGGCAUGAAGUUGAACGGCUGCGAAAAUUGUUCAGGUGAAACUACCCAGAAGAGAGGUAUCUCCUACCUGAAAGAUGCCAGAAGUUACAAGGGAUUGGCAUUCUCUCGACAAGAAAGGGAACAUCUGGGCUUUCGUGGUCUAUUACCGGCAGCAGUACGUAAGAUGCAAGAUCAAGUACAGAUAGUGCUGAAGAAUUUGGAUAUAUACAGCGAUGAUUUCAGUCGUUACAUAUAUUUACGUGAUUUGCAGGAUAACAAUGAACAAUUAUUUUAUCGAGUCAUGGCUGAACACACCGACAGACUAAUGCCAAUAGUAUACACUCCAAUUGUGGGAACAGCUUGCCAGAAUUACCACAUAAUAUUUCGUCGUCCAAGAGGUCUUUUCAUUAAUAUUGAAGACUCUGGCCACAUUGAAGAGAUACUGGACAAUUGGCCAGCAAAUAAUGUGAAAGCUAUUGUAGUUACUGAUGGAGAGCGAAUAUUGGGACUCGGAGAUCUUGGAGCAAACGGAAUGGGGAUACCAGUCGGUAAACUGUCUCUGUACACGGCACUUUCGGGCUUACCUCCUUAUCUUACUCUCCCAGUCACUUUAGACGUUGGAACAAAUAAUGAGAAAUUGUUGAAUGAUCCCUUCUAUAUUGGUCUCAGACAAAAGAGAGUUAGAGGUGAAAAAUAUGAUAAUUUUGUAGAGGAAUUUAUGCAAGCUGUGAAGAAACAAUACGGACAAUUUUGUCUUAUCCAAUUUGAAGACUUUGCCAACAGUAAUGCCUUUCGUUUCUUGAAGAAAUACAGAGAUAAUUACUGCACUUUUAAUGAUGAUAUUCAGGGAACAGCAUCGGUUGCUGUUGCCGGCUUAUUUGCAAGUAUGAAAAUCACAGGAAAGAAAUUGGUAGAAAAUACAUUCCUCUUUGUAGGUGCAGGUGAGGCUAAUUUGGGCACUGCCGACUUGCUUGUGAUGGCUAUGGAGAAAGAAGGAGUUUCUACUAAGGAUGCCGCUGACAGAGUUUGGAUGACCGAUUCUAAAGGUCUUCUUGUAAAGGACAGGCCUUCAGGUGGUAUCGAUGCCCAUAAAGGAAAGUAUGCAAAAGAUUAUAAACCCAUGACUGAUUUGGAGGAGAUGGUGAAAACUAUAAAACCAACUGCUUUGCUAGGUGCUUCUGCUCAGACUGGACUAUUCACAAAAAAUGUAUUGCAAGGAAUGCUAGAUAACUGUGAUCGGCCAAUUAUUUUUGCUCUAAGUAAUCCUACAGACAAAGCAGAAUGUACAGCUGAAGAAGCCUACACUUAUACUGAUGGAAAAUGUAUAUUUGCUAGUGGAAGUCCAUUUGAUCCAGUUACUUACAAGGGUAAAACAUUCUGUCCGGGGCAAGGCAACAAUGCAUACAUAUUUCCAGCCGUAGGAUUAGCCGUUACAUCCGUUAACGUACCCCACAUUUCCAAUGAAGUCUUUUUAGUAGCGGCUCAAGCUCUUGCCGAUCUAGUAACAGAAGAACAGAUGAACGAAGGAAGAGUUUAUCCUCCGCAAUCUCUACUCAGAGAAGUAUCUGAUAAUAUUGCUGCAAAGCUGAUAGAUUACUUUUACAGACAACGCGUUGCCACCCUCCUUCCAGAACCCACAGACAAACUUGCUUUUCUGAAGACCGUACAAUAUGAUUAUAAUUAUAGAGAGAAACCAACAGAAUAUUAAUGACUAAAUGGAAACAUCAGAUUUAAACUUUGUAAAAUUAUGGAUUUCUGUAACAGUCUUUACUGAAAAAUCAACAGUUUCAUUAAAGAAUGCUACAGAAAUCUAUAAAUGGUAUUUACAAAUGUUUAUCAAAAUCAAAAAGUUAACUGUUUAAUUCACAUUUCAUAGUAUUUCUGCGCAUUUUGUCAAAAUUAAAUUAAUAGAAAUCUGUUUAUUAAUAAAGUAGACAUUCUAUAUUUUUAUUCCACACAUUUUAAAUGUUUGUUGUUUAUAGUAUUAUUUGUUUUUUAUGUAAUGUUUAAAGUGUUUCUGUUAAGUAUUGUAAAAUAUGUAAUCAUGACAAUACAAGGGAUAAUCAAACAUUUUUCCUAUUUUGAAAAGUUGAAAAUUGAAGAUAUAUUUUUAAAAAUGCUGUUAAUCAUUUUCUAUGAGGAGGUUGAAAUGCUAGGAGGAGGUUGAUUUAAUUUGACAACUGAAAAAUUCUGUCCAAAGUAUUCAAUUAUUUGUAACCUAAAACACAAUAAUAACACACUUUUUUUUUCAAAGUUAGAAAUAAUCAUUUAAAUUGUAUUAAAGUUAAUUUGUUUAAUUGUAAUUAAGAGCAGAGAUUAAAGAUUUUUCUUACUACAUAUAAUUUAAACUAUUUUCUUGGAGUAAGAACUUCUUAGAAUACUCUAGAUUCGGCUGUACGCCCAUCAUCAGGAGUCAACAACAGAAUGUCUCUCUUGUUGACUCCUGAUGACGGACUGUCAUCUGAAAGCACUAGUUCUCUAAGAAGUUUUUGCUCUGAGAAAAGAAUUUUAAAUUCUACUUAUGUUUCAGGAGCUUCCUUAAUAAUUAUGUCGCUACAUUCUAAUACAGAAUAAAGCAUUCUUCGUCACUAAUUUAACAAAAUACUAAACUUUUUUGAUAAUCCCUUAUAUGUAAAUCAAAAUAUGUUGUUGACAUUUUGCCUUAAAAUAUGGAUAUAUAUAUGCUUUAUGGCAUAUGUGAUACAGUUUCGAUUGGAAGAAAAAUAAUUUGAACAACAGAUUAUAAAGAUAUAUAUAUAAAAUUUAAAAAUUUGGAUAU